GAGACAUGCGUUCUUCCACUUAGGUGAACAGAGGUUUUGUGGUGAAUUUAGUCGCCGUUUUGAAAAUGUUGAAAUAAUUUGCAUACACAAGUACUUCAAGGGGCAUAAAACUGCACGGUUCAUUCCCUUAAUGUGUGCAAGUUUAACCAGCCUUGGCAAAAUGUCAUUUAAUCAUUUCUUUAAUAUUUUGCACCUGUUUUCUGUUUGCUCGCUGUAUAUUAAACCUGAUAUUAUAAUCCACCCGUCUGGGACGAACGCAGUUUUAAGACACAUUUAAAAAGCGUCUGUUGUGUUGAAUAAAUUCCCAACUUUUAAUGGGUAAAUUUUGCAAAACUUUGCUUCUGUUGGUUUUGAGUUACAAGGCUGUUCCAAGGAGGAUCUCAAAGUACUAAGGAGAAUGGCGUGGUGGGUUUCAUGGAUCGCUUUCACUUUCGUUUUCCUCCCACAUGUGUGCGGUCUUCCUGCAGGGACCACUGGGAUUAUGUCCACAGGGUGUUACAUAGACAUGUGUAUGGCCGUGGAUUCCUCAGAGAGUCUGACGGAGUCAGGGUACAAAGAUGAGAUUCAUUUCCUGAACAACGUGGUCGGAUACAUCCGUCAGAUGCCGGAGAAGGUGAUCUCUAACUACGCCAUUGUGGUCUUCUCAACAGACGUAAGCGUCCAUCUGGACUUCAGUCCCACUCAGACUGAUGGGGAGGUGUGGUAUAAAAUUGGCACAAUCCCGUACCUGAGAGGUAGAACCAACAUUCCGGACGCCAUGGAGCAGUGCCGGCGUCUACUGCGCCAAUCUCCCGGCAGCAGGCUGUACAAGGGGGACAAGGCGUUCGCUAUUACCAUGGUGUUAACUGACGGAAUGGCGAACGCAGGCAAUUUGACACUCAAAGAAGCAGCAGACAACCUGAAAGCGGAGGGCGUGGUCACGCUGGCGGUGGGGGCGGGGCCUGGUGUCAAUUACACGGAACUGUUGGUCAUUGCACAGGGGCGGAGCAGCAACAUAUUCCACGCCCAGCUGGUGGAGAGAUUGACAGAUCUGGUGGAGGAUAUCGGUCUCCGUUUUUGUAACGGUAGGUUACUGGGUAUUGACGUGGCGGCGGGGGGUGGGGGAAUCUCUGAUAAUGCGGACCGAUCCAAAAACCACCACAACUACCUCGACAACUACUACACCAACAACGACUACGACACCGACAACUACUACACCAACAACUACGACUACACCGACAACUACUACUACACCGACAACUACGACUACACCAACAACUACGACUACACCGACAACUACAACACCGACAACUACGACUACAGUAACAACUUCAACACCGACAACUACGACAACACCGACAACUACUACUACACCGACAACUACAACACCGACUACUACAACACCGACUACUACGACUACACCGACAACUACUACACCGAUGACUACGACAACACCAACGACUACGCCUACACCAACAACUACAACUACUACACCGACGACUACGACUACAUCGACGACUAUGACUACACCGACAACUACUACACCGACGACUACUUCAACUACUACAACACAAACUACAUCUACCACACCAACCACAAGUACACCACCAUGGCAAGACUCCACACUUCCAGGUAA
This is a messenger RNA of Lingula anatina, 1615 nucleotides long. RefSeq lists its product as uncharacterized. NCBI's taxonomy places the organism in Eukaryota, Metazoa, Brachiopoda, Lingulata, Lingulida, Lingulidae. The record is from RefSeq and is a predicted model, not a curated record.